GUCAGAGUUCAGCUCACACUAGCAUUAUCGACCUCCUUGCUCAUAUUUAUAACAAUGAUGACGACGCCCCAGCGGGAGGUAGCCUCAAUGAAAUGCCAAAUACCUGUGUCAAAAACUCUUCACACUAGAUACGCCCUGGCUCAUAUCAAAGCAAGGUUCUUGAAAGGGUAUCAUCCAUAUAAAAAGGCUGCAAAUCAAAGAAGAAUUAUCAUUCAAACAAUACCAUUCUAAGGUUAAGCAUCACUGUUCUAAAAAAUAUAUUUAGACAAUCGACAUGGCUGGCCUAAAGAUUGUUUCAACCCUUGCUUUACUGUCCGCGGUCUCAGCGGGUCACCUGGGUCACUUCCAACCUGCUGCCGGGUACACCGCAUUCGGCACUAAUGCCUACAGCAGUGCUGCUGUUGCUGCUUCGGCUUCGGCCUACCAGCAGAGCAGGACUUUUGGCGCCCACAUACCUAUAUUGAGUUACGAGAAUGUGAACAAUGGUGAUGGGAACUAUAGAUACAGCUACGAGACUGGCAACGGCAUCUCAGCUCAUGAGAGUGGAGCUCCCCGUGCGCCUGGACCCGAGGGUCUUGCGGUGACAGCUGAGGGAGGCUUCUCAUACCGCGCCCCCGACGGCCAGCAGGUGUCGCUCACGUACACCGCGGACGAGAACGGCUUCCACCCCACCGGCUCCCACAUCCCCACCCCACCUCCCAUCCCAGAAGCCAUACUCCGCUCUCUCCAGCUGAACAGGCAACAUCCUUCAUCGAACGACGGCUCAUACAACGGUCACUUCAACAACGGUUACCACUACUAAACUUCAUCAGUUGACGACAAAUAGUAUUACCUACCCUCGCGCGACUAUGGACCACGAAUUUCGGCAUUGUUUGAAUAAUUUUAAGAGCAUCACUAAUUUAUUUCAGUGCAUAAUGUUAUUUUUUAUAAGCUGUAAAUAAAGUAUUUAAAUAC
Molecule: messenger RNA, 954 nt
Organism: Helicoverpa armigera (cotton bollworm)
Lineage: Eukaryota; Metazoa; Arthropoda; Insecta; Lepidoptera; Noctuidae
Product: pupal cuticle protein 20
Exons: 4
Coding region: 275-802 (175 amino acids)
Cellular component (GO): chitin-based extracellular matrix
Molecular function (GO): structural constituent of chitin-based larval cuticle
Source: RefSeq, a predicted model, not a curated record